AGGCGCGAUUUUAUUGCGUUUCAGUUUCCUGUUGGCCCUUAGCAUAGGUGUCCGGAUACCCAGUGGGUUGUUCUCAUUUUCUAUUAAGGAUGUAAUAGGGGGGCUGUAUCCUGCCAAUGCCAUAAAGUUAUAUAACAUGGCUGGAGUGGGCUUUGAGGAGUUCUCUGUACCUCCUGGGUCUGAACUUGCUUGGCCACCUCUAUUUGGGGGAAAUAUUCUGGAGAGUGAGUUAGAAACAGAGGUGGAAUUUGUGGAUGGAGGCCUUAGCGGAGAUAACCUUCAAGAUGAAGAGGAGGUAGAAGCCAAGCAGCGUGAGCUGCACAGAAGGAAGUUUAUUACAUUGAGACGGCGCUGCAAAGACAUAGAACUGGUAAAUGAGAGAAUUCUUAACAGGCUUCACCAGGUGGAAAAGAUAACCCAAAGGCUGAAACACAAAAGGAGAUGUUUGAUGAAGGUCUUGGAUGCCUACGAGGAUGAUUACAGAAAGUGCCAUCUCACGUUUUUGUUAGAGGAUGAAGGGACCCACCCACACAACUCCCCUGCCCAUGGGAACUCUGAAAAUGAACCUCCGGCGAAUGAGGAGAUGUCUGUUAUUCCUGUUUGCUCAUCUGGGCAACCCCUAGGUCUGGAAACUAAUAGCCCUCUAAGUCCAUCACAGACAGAGGGGCCACCAGCUAAAAACAGGAAAAAGCUCAAGGAAGAGAGAGACCAUAAUGGAAGAAGACUGACCCCAUCUCUUCUUCCAUCAGAACCUCUUCUGGUUCAGGUGAAGAUUGAAGAGGAUUACCUGUGUGAAGGAGAUGAGGAGCUGCCUCUGAGCUGGCGCACUCUCAGCCCACGAGACAAGAUCCUACAAUAUCCAAAGUUUUCCAGCCCAGAUUUUGAUUAAUGCUUUUCAAACCUGCUCAGGAAAUCUUGUGCAACUUUUACCAUGGGUAUCGUCAUAAGAAAUAAAGAUGCCUGAAGAGGCCACUCUAGGAAUAUAUAAUGAAUUUAAACCAUACUCUUAUGCCAGGAUCCAUGGGAUUGCCAGCCUGUUUGUUUUUUGUUUUUUUAAACAAACACAAUAGCCUCAAAAAAGGAAUGUUGUAUCCUGCUACUAUUUCGGUGUCUCUGAGCCCAUAUUCAAAGACUACAAUAUGAAUGUGACAUAACUGUUCUUUAAUUAAAUGUCCUGUUUGUAAAUAGGGUUUUUUGGUUUACAAAUGCUUCAGGAAGCAAUAAAUUAUGUGAAUAUA
Messenger RNA from Xenopus laevis (African clawed frog), 1238 nucleotides. Its product is annotated as TCF3 fusion partner. The transcript has 6 exons. Bases 137 to 889 code for a protein of 250 amino acids. NCBI's taxonomy places the organism in Eukaryota, Metazoa, Chordata, Amphibia, Anura, Pipidae. The record is from RefSeq and is a predicted model, not a curated record.